Messenger RNA from Notolabrus celidotus (New Zealand spotty), 684 nucleotides. It is a transcript of the gene c2h8orf82, whose product is annotated as chromosome 2 C8orf82 homolog. Bases 1 to 684 code for a protein of 227 amino acids. The record is from RefSeq and is a predicted model, not a curated record. The transcript has 3 exons. NCBI's taxonomy places the organism in Eukaryota, Metazoa, Chordata, Actinopteri, Labriformes, Labridae.
AUGCUGUUCCUCCGGACUGCGGCUCUCAGCUGCAGAGCUCUGACCGCUCUUCGCAGCCUGCCCUCCGACUGCACAGCAUUCAGAACCACCGCUUCAUACAUCCAGGGCCAGAGCCCCGAACCACGUAUCCGAGAAUACUUUUACUACAUCGACCACCAAGGACAACUUUUCCUCGAUGACACCAAAGUGAAGAACUUUGUUACCUGCUUCAAAGAUAAAAAGUUCCUGGUCUUCUUCUUCAGUCGGCUGCGUUCAAAUCAGAGUGGUCGUUACGAGGACUUCCCCUUCUUGUCUCUGUGUGGCAGGGAGAGGAACUUCCUGCGCUGCGAUGACCGUCCUGUGGUCUUCACACACUUGCUGCAGAGUCCAGAUCAGGAUCUUCUGUCAUAUUGCGGCGGGGCAGAAAAGCUAACGUUCCCGUUCCGCCCAGAAGCUCUGUACAUGCAUCCUGUCACAGGACGAGUUUACCACCCCUGCUCAGAGCAGGGAGGGAGUGUCGGCCUGGUCAGGUCGGCGCUGGCCAUUGAACUCAGCCCGUUUUUUGUUUAUGAUUCAGAGCAGGGUCAAUCAGGAGAACCCACGCAUAUUAUCUGGGGAGAACAGAAGCACAAACUUAGCAAUGAGCUUGCAGGAUGUCUCCCCGCUGUAGAGAACAGUGGUGGACAGCAGGGAGAGCUGGGGUAA